Messenger RNA from Racocetra persica, 213 nucleotides. The record is from the annotation of a GenBank genome assembly. Lineage: Eukaryota; Fungi; Glomeromycota; Glomeromycetes; Diversisporales; Gigasporaceae.
GUGCAUUAUCGGGGAACGCGGUUAUUUUUCAAACGCCAGACGUUCUCACCAUCUCUUACAUCAAAAAUAAUCCAAAUUUCUAUGACUAUUGUGACCAACAAUUGGAAGAUGUGGUAGGAAUAGAUGAAUAUCAUUCAUUUACGGCUUGUAAAGGAUUAAGUGAUUCGGCAAAUAAUGAUCCACCCACCAAUUUUUCAAACAUGAACGGCAUAG